GCACAGGGCAGCGAGCCCGCCAUAGACACCCCAGCAGCCGCCAUAACUUACUUUCACGACUUGGGCUAAUUUAUUCCUAUUAUCAUGGUCGCUGUUAGAUCACUCGUCUCUGGCCUCCUGCUCCUCGGUUCGACCCUCGCCUCGCCCGUGCCCUCCCCCAGCACGAACGGCAUCAAGCUCCCGUUUCCGCCUAUCACGCCCAAGGGCCUCCUCUGCCAAAUUCCGAUAGUGAAGGACUUCCUCUGCCCGCGUCAGUCCUCGUCGGGCACGUCUGUGAAAACACCUCUCGGUACGGCCCAGGGCACUGCCGACACGUCCAAUGCGAACCGGUUCGUCGUGAAGUAUGCUUCGGCAAAUCGGUGGCAAGCCUCAGUUAUGACUACCAACUGGACCCUGCCCAAUGGAGCUACGGACCCGUCUGCCCUACCGCUGUCUUGCCCACAGCCAGGCGUGGAUGACUCGGCAUUCUCGGAAGACUGCUUGUCCAUGAUGAUAUACGUCCCUUCCAGCGUCAGGCUAGGCAGCAAUGUCCCAACCAUGCUGUGGAUCCAUGGCGGUUCUUUCAUCGUUGGCGCGGCUACAGGGCCGGGCUUGGACGGCUCCAGCCUCGCAUCUGCCACGAACUCCAUCGUCGCAGUGGUGCAAUACCGUUUGGGAGCUUUGGGCUGGAUGGCGCCCAACGGCGAUACCAACCUCGCCCUGGGCGACAUCAUUAUCGCAUUAGGCUUCUUGAAGACAGUACUGCCAAGCUUCGGCGGCGACCCGUCGCAGAUCACCAUAGCCGGCCAGAGUUCCGGGGCUACUAUGGUCAGAGCCAUGCUUGCCAUUCCCUCUGCUUCCAGCCUCUUCAACCACGCGAUCAUCCAGUCGGAUCCCAUGGACUACGGUUUCCAAUCCCCAGGCACCCAGCAGACCCUGCAGAACUACUUCAACGGCCUGCUCAACUGCUCCCCGUCCGACACUGCCUGCCUGGACGCCAUCUCGCUCGACGACCUCAUCAACGCGCAGAUGAACCUCUACAGCACCGCCUACUCGCUCGACCCCUCCGCGACGCUCUCCGAGCCGAUGCGUCCCGUGCACGACGGGCAGCUGAUCACGAGCACGCUCGACUCGUCCUCGCCCUUCCCGCGGCAGAGCAAGAGCAUCCUGGUCUCGACCGUGCUGAACGAGGCCGGGCUCACGAUCUACGGCAACUACGACCAGCCGCUGCCCGAGUCGCAGUGGGAGCCCGCGGUGAACGCGACCUUCGGCGCCGCGCGCACCGCGAAGAUCUACAACGCCAGUGUCUACGCCGCGUCGCAGUUCGCCGUGGGCACCAAUGGCAGCGCGAACGCGAGCACCACCGUCGACGCGCGCGCGCAGCUGCAGGAGCUCGGGACGGAUUAUAUUUGGAAGUGCUCGAGCUGGACGUUCGCACGGAACUGGGCCGCGAACGGCGGCACGGUCUAUGCGGGGCUGUACGUCGUCGGCUCGAGCUACCCGGGCAACAGCGCCGUGCCGUACUGCACGCAGGCAGGCGUCGUGUGCCACCAGGACGACAUCCAGAUCGUGUUCGGCAUGGCGCCGAGCCCCAGUACGGCGCAGAGUGCGCUGAUCAGCGAGAUGCAGGCGCGGUACGGCGCGUUCUUCCGCACGGGGAACCCGAAUCCGAGUGGCUCGUCCUUGCAGAGCUGGCAGGCGUCGGGCACGAGCAACGUGAAUGCGGUGCUGCUCGGCGGGAGCGGGCUGGCGCCUGUUGGCGCGUGCGACCCGUCGUACUGGGGGGAGGCGGUGCAGUAUGACUACCAGGUCUACGGCAUCUGAGGGUGGCUGUCGCUGGGGACUGCGCGAAAGAGGAUAAGAAAACAAAUGUCUGUAUCCAUCCUGCCUUCCCACACACUCUUUUUUCGCGUGUUUCUUGUUCCUAUACCUAAUUUGCCUUUCUUUUCUCUCUCCUUGUCGAUUUUUCUUUCAUUCCUGCAUAUAGCUUCCUGGCAUUGACAACUUUGUUCCGGUUUUGGUCUCGUGUUUUCCAAAGGACUCUCAUACGCCUCUGUAGCAUUGCAACCGCGUCUUUAUUCCUCUCCGGGUUCUCGGGUACAAAGAUAAUAAUUGAUGUAGCUUUACGAUCGCCAAUACAUUAUGCUGUCCCUAA
Molecule: messenger RNA, 2134 nt
Organism: Gloeophyllum trabeum ATCC 11539
Lineage: Eukaryota; Fungi; Basidiomycota; Agaricomycetes; Gloeophyllales; Gloeophyllaceae
Product: alpha/beta-hydrolase
Exons: 4
Coding region: 85-1803 (572 amino acids)
Source: RefSeq, a predicted model, not a curated record